Molecule: messenger RNA, 4997 nt
Organism: Perca flavescens (yellow perch)
Lineage: Eukaryota; Metazoa; Chordata; Actinopteri; Perciformes; Percidae
Gene: gphna
Product: gephyrin a
Exons: 24
Coding region: 205-2592 (795 amino acids)
Biological process (GO): gamma-aminobutyric acid receptor clustering; postsynaptic neurotransmitter receptor diffusion trapping; establishment of synaptic specificity at neuromuscular junction
Cellular component (GO): cytosol; dendrite; cytoplasm
Molecular function (GO): molybdopterin molybdotransferase activity
Source: RefSeq, a predicted model, not a curated record
UUCACAGAUAGGAUCACCUUACUCUUAUUUGGGGGUUUCACAAAGUACCAGUCCUGAUGUUCUAGUGUCUACCAGUGUUUUUGAGGCGGCCCCAAAUCUUCACUUAUUACUUGGAGGGCACUUACACCAAAGGACACGCACGCACGCACAGUCGUCCUCCAGAGGUGCAGCAGCAGCCCGCACACCACCACACUGUUUCUAUGUAUGUGCCCCGGCACAGUGCAGACAGAGGUUGUAAACAUGGCGGCGGACGGGAUGGUGCUUACCAACCACGACCAUCAGACCCGAGUGGGGAUUCUGACGGUCAGUGACAGCUGUUUCAAUAACUUGGCUGAGGACAGGAGUGGAGUCAACCUGAAAGACCUGGUCCAUGAUCCCUCACUGCUGGGAGGAGUCAUAGCAGCCUACAAGAUUGUUCCAGAUGAGAUCGAUGAAAUCAAGGACACUCUUUUGGAGUGGUGCGAUGAACAGCAGCUGAAUCUCAUUCUCACUACUGGAGGAACUGGCUUUGCACCACGAGAUGUUACACCUGAGGCCACCAGAGAGGUGAUAGAGCGAGAGGCUCCGGGUAUGGCUCUCGCCAUGCUGAUGGGAUCACUCAACGUUACACCGCUAGGCAUGCUGUCCAGGCCAGUGUGUGGUAUCCGUGGUAAAACUCUGAUCAUCAACCUGCCAGGGAGCAAGAAGGGCUCUCAGGAGUGUUUUCAGUUCAUCCUGCCCGCUCUGCCCCACGCCAUUGACCUGCUGCGUGAAGCCGCGGUCAGGGUUAAAUCCACACAUGCCGCCCUGGAGCAGCUGCCCUCCCCUUCCCCUCUGCUGGCCAACACGCACAUCGACACAAACGCCAACAUGCACACCAUGGAGCGCGGCACCCAGUGCGAUGAAGAGGAGGACGAGGAGGACGAGGAGGACCGGAGGAGAGUUCGACAUGCGCACAACCACCACCACCACCACCAUCACCAGCAUGGUACCUCCCACAUCACCGCAGCUGCUAUCGCUGCCAAGACGAGCCAUGCUGUGGUCAUGGCUAAGGGGGGUCCCUACUUUGCCGCCAACACACCUGACCCGCCCACUCAUUUCACCUGCUCCUGUACUCAUGACCAGCAGAUCCCGGACUCUAUCAUUUCCCGAGGCGUUCAGGUGCUUCCUCGAGAUUCAGCCUCUUUAAGCUCCACCCCUUCCGAGUCACCACGAGCCACACAGGCGACCUCCCGUCUUUCCACCGCCUCAUGCCCGACACCCAAGGUUCAGUCACGAUGUGGCAGUAAUGAGAACAUUCUGAGAGCCAGCCACAGUGCGGUGGACAUCAGUAAAGUGGCACGUCGUCAUCGCAUGUCUCCGUUCCCAUUGACUUCAAUGGACAAAGCCUUCAUCACUGUUCUAGAGAUGACACCUAUUCUGGGAAUUGAAGUCAUUAACUAUAGAGAUGGUUUCGGUCGAGUGCUCGCUCAGGACAUCUAUGCCAAAGACAACCUUCCUCCGUUCCCUGCUUCCGUUAAAGAUGGCUACGCUGUACGAGCUGCUGACGGCCCGGGAGAUCGCUUCAUCAUGGGAGAAUCACAGGCCGGACAACAGCCCACUCACACAGUGAUGCCAGGUCAGGUGAUGAGGGUGACGACCGGGGCUCCGAUUCCUUGUGGAGCCGACGCUGUGGUCCAGAUAGAAGAUACAGAACUUCUGAGGGAGUCUGAGGAUGGCACAGAGGAGCUGGAGGUGAGGAUCAUGGUCCAGGCCCGGCCCGGACAGGACAUCAGGCCAAUAGGCCAUGACAUCAGGCGAGGGGAGUGUGUGUUGGCUAAAGGAACACAUAUGGGCCCGUCAGAGAUCGGCCUGCUGGCUACAGUGGGAGUGACUGAGGUCAGCGUGCACAAGUUCCCUGUGGUGGCUGUCAUGUCCACUGGAAACGAGCUGUUGAAUCCAGAGGAUGACCUCCACCCAGGGAAAAUACGAGACUCCAACCGCUCCACCCUGCUGUCCACCAUCCAGGAACAUGGAUAUCCCACCAUCAACCUGGGCAUCGUUGGAGACAACCCUGAUGACUUGCUGUCAGCGCUCCACGAGGGAAUCAGUCGUGCCGACGUCAUCAUCACUUCGGGGGGUGUGUCCAUGGGAGAGAAGGACUACCUAAAGCAGGUGCUGGAUAUUGACCUUCAUGCUCAGAUCCACUUUGGACGAGUCUUUAUGAAGCCAGGUCUUCCUACUACAUUUGCCACAGUUGACAUUGAUGGAAUACGGAAACUCAUCUUUGCUCUGCCAGGUAACCCAGUGUCUGCAGUGGUGACAUGUAACCUGUUUGUGAUUCCUGCUCUGAGGAAGAUGCAAGGCAUUCUGGACCCUAGACCUACAAUUAUUAAAGCUAGGCUUUCCUGUGACGUGAAGCUGGAUCCCAGGCCAGAGUACCACCGCUGUAUUCUCACCUGGCAUCACCAGGAGCCACUGCCCUGGGCACAAAGCACAGGCAACCAGGUAUCCAGCAGGCUAAUGUCAAUGCGUAGCGCUAACGGCCUGCUGAUGUUACCUCCCAAAACGGAGCAGUACGUGGAACUGCAUAAGGGAGAGGUCGUGGACGUCAUGGUCAUCGGACGGCUAUGAUGCAGACUUCAGUGUCACUCGCUACCGAUUACCGUGGCAGUGCCAGGACUUCCUGUCUGGACAGGAAACGAGCGGGGGCAGGAAGUGAUGCAUGUCUACCUGGUCGCCAUUAGCUGUGAUGUCAUAUGCAACAGCCAAUCGGAGCCAGCGGAGGCUGAAACCUCAUUGGUCUGCUCUGAGGAGAUCACUGUAUUUCAAUGGAGAAAAAAUGUGAAAAAAAAUAUAAAAUAUGAGAUUUAUUCUGUAAUAAUAUUAUUAUUAUUAUUAUUAUCCUGAUGAUAAUGAUUAUUAAUAUUCUAUUUAUUAUUAUUAUUAUUACCAUGGUUCUGAUUGAAUAUUAUCAUCUUAGUAGUACUCAUGCCCUCUUCUCUCCUGUUCAUUUGCUUUGUGCGUUUGAUAUUCUUCCCUGGUAGAUAUAGAGACCUUCCUCCAAUCCUCCUGAUCUCUUUUUUUCCUUUUCUCUCCCUCUUCUUUCUCUCUUCUUCUUUUCUGCUCUGGCAUCCUCUACCCAGAUAUAGAAACUCCUUGAUAACCUUUCCCUGCAGUAUCCCUACAUCUCCCCCUUGAACACAGAAAUAUGAACUAUAUGCUUAUAAAGACAUCUUUUGAUUAAAGCUGCUGAUAUAGUUUGUGCCAGUACAGUAUAUAACUUUUUAUUUUUUGCCAAAAAAAGAGGAAAACAUACAAGGAUACUUGUUAAAUUUUGUUUUCCAGCUAUAAUAUUUUUUAUCCAUACUGAUACACUAAAAUUCAUGACUCAGUAAAAGCCAUGCAAAUCUUUUAGGUGGUUCAGUGGUUAGGCAGGACUCAUUUCACCACACUGGAAUGAUUUCUGUGGUCUGACAUCAGAUAUAAACACAUAUGUCAUCAUAAAAUACAUAAUGUCUUCUAUGAUCUGAUUCUUAUAUCACAGAUGGGCCACGGAGACCAUAUCAGUAUGACCUUAACCCUGCACUCAGUUUAUAGUUUACAUCGUGAAACUACAGUGCGAAAUUUGAAACUGAUAAAUGUAUUUGCAUUUUUACAACUAUUAGAGGAUAUCAUGGUGACAUUGUUUUUCUUAUUAUCAAGAAAUCCCAUAAAAUGGCCGAUACCAACUAACACUAAUUGUCAUUUUUAUGCUUAGAUUUUGUAACAAAUUAAACAAACUAUAUUUAGACAAAUAUGUCUACAUUUAGACAUUAAAGUAUAUUUAAAGCCAGGCAAACUUCGUCUUUAUGCAGGCUUUAGCUUCAUAUUUAGUAUACAAACAUGAGUGGUAGAGAGAGCUUCAUAUUGAUAAAUCGUUUUGUCUAACUUUGGUAAGCGGAUUUGCCAAAACGUCAAACAAUUCCUUUAAAGCAAGGUCAGAUUAUCUCCAAUUUAUCAAAGAAAAAUCUCCGUGAUUUCCUAAUGCAGCUGGGAACUGUAGUUUUUUAGCAAACAUUGCAUUGUGUUUGUUGGGGACUAUUUUAAGCCACGGAUUAUUAUACAUAUGCUGCUCCUCUGUAUUUGGAGCAGACGGUGUAUGUGGGAUUGAGACAAAAAAAUAUAUAUAUAUACAAUGCAACGGUGUGGAUCAUUUGUUUUAAUAGUUUUUGGACAAAAUUGUAGCUCUAUGGCACAGAGGAAUAAGUUCUACUUUAUUAGGCUUUGAUACACACACUAUACGUAGGAGGAAUUUAUUGUUGGUUUCGGUCUUUUCAUGUGGUUUGUUGACAGAAAAAUGUAGAAUAUGAUCAGAUCCUUUAAAGGACCAGUGUGUAGGAUUUAGGGGGCUCUGUUGGCUGAAAUGGAAUAUAAUAUUCAUAAGUUUAUAAUUACCCGACACUACCAAUUGUUGUGUUUUCCAUUCAUAUCUACAUAGUUCCUCUUCAACAGACACCGCCAAGUUGCACCGCCAUGUUUCUACAGUAGCUCGGACUGGACAAACCAAACACUGGCUCUCAAAGGGCUUUUUGUGUUUUUUACGUUACCCGACAGCCACCGUAGCUUCUACUACACACUUGGAAAGGGAGGGGUGAGCGGGUAUUCAGUGGUUGCUAUCUGCAGCCUCGCUGCUAGAUGCCACUAAAUCAUACACACUGCUCCUUUAAGUAGCCAAAGAUGAAUUACUAUACCUAGUUGACAACUUGUCUCAAAGGCUGGCGGCCAAUCAGCCGCCUCCCAUCUUUGUUUUUCUUUUUUUUUUAAAACCACACGAACAUGGACGAGAGCUGCUUUGAAUGAGUUGUGACAUACUGUUUUCCCAACUCAGAGAAAACUCCAACCCGACAUCACUUGAAAGCAGGGUGUCGCGUUCAGGUGCUCGUAAACUACACAGCUGGUGUAUUUCUACCAUGACAGUGUUAAGGUGCUUGUUAAAAGUCAAAAGAAUCAACGCAGUUCCAGGCUGUAAAAUAAACUACGUCAUUUGACUGCUUUUU